This is a messenger RNA of Porites evermanni, 961 nucleotides long. NCBI's taxonomy places the organism in Eukaryota, Metazoa, Cnidaria, Anthozoa, Scleractinia, Poritidae. The record is from the annotation of a GenBank genome assembly.
AUCGUAGUGGGUGGCAGACUCGAGGAGGAGUUAAAGUACACAAAGAAAUCUCUUGGAGAGGGAUAUGGCGGAACAAAUGAGCUCCUUAUACAGACCCCAAAUGAGGAGGGGACCAAUAUUCUUUCUGUGAAAGCAAUGAGGCAACACUUGGAUGCUGUGACAAGAGCCACAAAUGUUACUGUGGAAUUAUUUGACCAGUAAGUACAUCACAGUGUUUUAACCCUGUAAAUCGUUCUAUGAAAAUUUAAAUUCUCAUUUGUUAUCCCUAUACAUUUCCUACAGAAGUAAUGCUAACAUUUGGAUUUUGAAUUAAUUCAUGCUUUCAACGUAUUGUGUCACUCAUCUUGAAGUGAAAUUAAAAUAGUUUCUGUCUAGAAUAGUUCCCAGUUGGCACUUUCUGACAGACUCACAGGACUGCUGAAGCUAAUUUCACUUACUCACUGGGCCACCAAACUUCUAUUUUUAAUUGCCCAAAAUCAAAAUUUANAAGCAAUGAGGCAACACUUGGAUGCUGUGACAAGAGCCACAAAUGUUACUGUGGAAUUAUUUGACCAGUAAGUACAUCACAGUGUUUUAACCCUGUAAAUCGUUCUAUGAAAAUUUAAAUUCUCAUUUGUUGUCCCUAUACAUUUCCUAUAGAAGUAAUGCUAACAUUUGGAUUUUGAAUUAAUUCAUGCUUUCAAGUUAUUGUGUCACUCAUCUUGUAGUGGAAUCGAAAUAGUUUCUGUCUGUAAUAGUUUCCAGUUUGCACUUUAAUUUCUGACUGACUCACAGGACUGCUGAAGCUAAUUUCACUUACUCACUGGGCCACCAAACUUCUAUUUUUACUGGCCCUGGGCAAUUGAACCUGGGUUUUUCUCUGCCCUACCUUUUAUUGAUUAUACUGAUGAAAUUAAUUUACAGAACUUGGACAUUGAAGGAUAUAUGCUACACUUUGAGCCUUCCUCCAAUGAACAACCAU